Glossina fuscipes is the source of this 2721-nucleotide messenger RNA. It is a transcript of the gene ALiX, whose product is annotated as programmed cell death 6-interacting protein. Lineage: Eukaryota; Metazoa; Arthropoda; Insecta; Diptera; Glossinidae. Gene Ontology annotation, biological process: mitotic cytokinesis. Gene Ontology annotation, cellular component: endosome. The coding region runs from base 143 to 2671 and encodes 842 amino acids. Gene Ontology annotation, molecular function: protein binding. The transcript has 6 exons. The record is from RefSeq and is a predicted model, not a curated record.
CAUUCACAAUUGCGGUUUAGUUAAUUUCAUCUAUGGUACUUAUGUUUUGCUCAUAAUCCAAUACAUUUUACUUUUAGAAACCGGACGAAACAAUUUAAGAAAAGGGAAGAGAUCACAAGUAGCAUUUUUUAAUUAAAAGAAUAUGGCUAAUAAAUUAUUGGGUGUGCCGCUUAAGAAACCGAGCGAAGUUGAUAUUGUAAAACCACUUAAUAAUUUAAUACAAAGUACGUAUAGCGGUGCCUCAGCUGAAGAUAAAGGAAAAUAUGCGGAAUGUGUUAAUGAAUUUUCCAGGCAACGUAAUUCGGCAAUUUGGAAAUUUUUCGAAAAAUACGAAGCAUCUCUUGAAGUAGUCUACUCUUACUUUGAUCAGAUCUGCGCUUUGGAAACUAAAAUACCGGUGAACGAAUUGCAGAUACCGUUUAAAUGGAAAGAUGCUUUCGAUAAGGGUUCACUUUUCGGUGGAAAAAUUAGUUUAACCCACACUUCUUUGUUGUAUGAGAAAGUUUGCAUACUAUUUAAUAUAGCCGCGUUGCAAAGUUGUCUUGCUGCCGAGCAGUCUUUGGAAAGUGAUGAUGGCCUUAAAAUGGCCAUUAAGUUAUUGCAACAAAGUGCUGGAAUUUUUCAAUACCUUAAGGGGGCUGUUCCAGCCGCCAUUCCUUCGGAGCCCACACCUGACCUUAGUCAAGAUACCCUUCAAUGCUUGCAGGCAUUGAUGAUUGCACAAGCACAAGAGGUUUUUAUUACAAAAGCCAUUAAAGAUAACAUGAAAGAAGUCGUUAUCGCCAAAUUGUGCUGCCAAUGCGAAGAAUUUUAUGCUGACGUCCUGAAAGCAAUGCAGAAGGAUUCGGUGCGCACUCUUUGGGAAAAGGAGUGGAUACCUUCAAUAGCCGGUAAACAAGCUGGCUUUCAUGCCUUAACUCAACUCUAUCAAAGCUUAGUUUGUCGUUCUGCGAAGAAAAUUGGUGAAGAAAUCGCUCGUUUACGAAAUGCCGUGGAACUUUUUAAGGCUGCCCAGACACGCUCUGGUAAUGCGACGUAUUUGGACGGGCACUUUACUAGAGCUAAGCGUAAUUUGGCCGAAUCGACAAAGGACAAUGAGUUCAUUUACAACGAAAUGAUACCAGACGUUAAUUCAUUGAGUGCACCUGGCAAAGCCCAAUUGGCCAAACCAAUUACUUUGGCAUCGCCUUUGUCCAGCAAUUUCAAAGAUAUUUUCAAUGAAUUGGUGCCAGUAGAGUUGCAUCGUGCUUUAACCGCUUCGGAUAUGCGAAAAUCUGAAAUUAUUAAUGCAGAAAUUUUGAAACUGAGAGAAGCCACUCAAACUUUAAACGCUGUGCUGGCUAGUUUAAACUUACCGGCUUGUGUUGAAAUUACGGACGAUGGGUCAGGUUUGCCUCCGUCUUUAAUAGAGAAAGCGAAUGAUGUUCGCCAAAAAGGCGGCAUAGACACAGUUAAAAGGCAUUUAAAAGAAUUGCCCGAAUUAUUAAAUCGUAAUCGUGAAAUAUUAGACGAAACCGAGCGCAUGUUAGAUGAAGAGCGCUCUUCGGAUAACCAAUUAAGAAAUCAAUUCAAGGAAAAGUGGACCCGUAUAUCUUCUGAUAAAUUAACGGAAAUGUUCCGUACAAACUCUAAAAAAUAUCGAGAAGUUAUAAACAAUGCUAUCGAAGCUGAUAAAACCGUCCGGCAGAAAUUCGAAACAAAUGAAAAAGGUAUCGAACUGUUAUCAUUGCCGCAUCAACAAUUGCAACAGGCUAUGCCUGUUGCCGGUGGUAGUGUGGAUCCCAGUUGCACAAGUGUGCAAAAAUUGAAACAUCUUAUGGAAAACGUUGAAACUAUAAAAGCUGAACGCGAUGCUAUCGAAUCAGAACUCAAGUCAACCACUUUUAAUAUGAAAAAUGAAUUUUUGCAAGCCUUACAAAAAGAUGGAGUUAUCGAUGAGCCAGCCUUAUCGUUGGUGCAUAUUGGUCAAGUUCUGAGUCCGUUGCAAGCGCAAGUGAAAGAAAGCAUUGAGCGGCAACAGUCUUUAGUGUCUGAUGUGCAAAUAGCUCAUAGUGAAUUCGUGUCGGAAACCGGUAGCAGCGGGAAUGCCAGAGACAAACUUUGCAAAGAAUUGGCUACGGCCUAUGAUAGUUUUAUUGAAUUGUUAGGUAAUCUCAAAGAGGGAACCAAAUUUUAUAACGACUUAACUGAGCUAUUGGUGGUAUUCCAAAAUAAAAUAUCUGAUUUCUGUUUCGCUCGUAAAACUGAAAAAGAAGAAUUGUUGAAAGAUUUAACUACAGAAUCUAGUCGACAAGCUCCUGCACCUACGCCUACUUUACCUUCACAUUAUUCUUCUACUUCGGGUAGUGGUGCUGAUAUUUCGACAACUGAUGGUUCAUCGUCGUCAAUGCCAACAGCUAAUACAGGUUCGAUGGCUGGCAUUCCUUAUCCUCAGAGUGUGCAGGGCAUGCCAAUGCCAUACGGCGCUGCGUCAAAUGUUCCAUAUCCAUCAUACGCGCCCCCACCGAUGCCACAGGGCUUCAACCCUUACGCCACUCUACCUUAUCCAGGAACUCCAUUCCAAUACAGUGGUUUUCCACAAGGACCACCUCCUGGACACUAUGGCACAUACCCUGGCAGUUUCGCAAGUCAUCAGGGUGGAUAUCCUAAUCAAAAACCCCCAGGAUGGUAAAAGUUGUUGAGUGUAUAUGUUUAUUGUACAUCGUUUAAUUGAAUGUACUU